ACACCAGUCUUCGGAAGUCGCCCGUCAAUCGGCUUCUUCCAGCCCAGUAAAGGCUUAAGGUCACCUCAACCUCUCGAAACCCACCAGUCCCAGAGGCCGACUCUUCUCAAGUGGAGGAGACGGGAAGGCGUGCCGUGCAUGGAGCUUUGCCCGACCGCUCGCUCUCUCCUCCCCAGCCGUCUGAGAGCAGGCGAGAGGGGUCCCAGAACAGAGCCCUCGCUCCGCACGCCCCACGCCUGCCCCGCUGUGCCGUGCGCUCUGCCCCUGAGACGCCCCGGCUCGGAGUCCCAGAGCCGCAGCCGAAACUCGCCCGCCCGCGCCCCUCUCCGGCUUGCGGCGCCCGCCCGCACCGCCGCCUGCCACACGAGGCGACGCCGUCUGCUUCUCCCCACCCGCCAGGUGGCAGGUUCAGGGCCCGGGUCUGAGCCUGCUCCCCUGCAGCUGCCACCGCCGCCCUCGCCGCCAGGGGGCGAGAGUCCCAGGCAGGACAAGCAGCGCUGCUGCCUUGGCGUGAAGGUGGUUUCAAACUUUAGGCUUCUCUUCCCUACCCGCGUCUCUGAAGAGCAGAGAGGAAGAUGGAAACCGAGUCCGGGCAGCAAACAUCAAACCAGAUGCAAACAGAUUCAUUAUCUCCAUCCCCUAAUCCUGUGUCGCCUGUGCCUUUGAAUAACCCAACAAGUGCCCCAAGAUAUGGAACAGUGAUCCCUAAUCGCAUCUUUGUAGGAGGAAUUGACUUUAAGACAAAUGAAAGUGAUUUAAGAAAAUUUUUUUCCCAGUAUGGGUCUGUGAAAGAAGUGAAGAUUGUAAAUGACAGAGCUGGAGUAUCCAAAGGGUAUGGUUUCGUCACUUUUGAAACACAAGAAGAUGCACAAAAAAUUUUACAAGAGGCUGAAAAACUUAAUUACAAGGAUAAGAAGCUGAACAUUGGUCCAGCAAUAAGAAAACAACAAGUAGGGAUCCCUCGUUCUAGUAUAAUGCCAGCAGCUGGAACAAUGUAUCUAACAACUUCAACUGGAUAUCCUUAUACUUACCAUAAUGGUGUUGCUUAUUUUCAUACUCCAGAGGUAACUUCUGUCCCACCACCUUGGCCUUCACGUUCUGUAUGUAGCUCCCCUGUGAUGGUAGCUCAGCCCAUUUAUCAGCAACCUGCAUAUCACUACCAGGCCACCGCACAGUAUUUACCAGGACAGUGGCAGUGGAGUGUUCCUCAGCCUCCUGCCUCUUCUGCUCCCUUCUUAUACCUGCAACCUUCUGAGGUUAUUUAUCAACCAGUGGAAAUUGCACAGGAUGGUGGAUGUGUUCCUCCUCCACUGUCUCUGAUGGAAACUUCAGUUCCAGAGCCUUAUUCUGAUCAUGGAGUUCAAGCAACAUAUCACCAGGUUUAUGCUCCAAGUGCCAUCAGUAUGCCUGCGCCUGUGAUGCAGCCUGAACCAAUUAAAACAGUGUGGAGCAUUCAUUAUUAAGACAAUUGGGCAGCUCUAGUCCAGCUCAACUGAUUUCUUGUCCAAUGAUCCUUGUGUGGCCGAGAUCCAGCUUCAACGAACCAGCUAGAAGCUGCGCGUUGUGAAACUUAGUGUUAGUUAAUACCUCACCAUACUCAGUUAUUCCACUAUAAACUGUCUAAAUUUGAUGAAAUUUGCUUUUUCAGCUGUUCUACAAAAUUAUUUAGGUAGAUGUGGCAUGUUGGUUUUUUAUGUGCUAAUCUAACUGUAAUGACCUUUUCUACAACAUGUUUUAUCCAUUCCAUAAAUAAUAACCACAUUGGGAAUAGUGAGGUGUCUUUUAUUUUCUCUGCUUUGUGUUAUUUUUUCUUAACAAACUAUUAGAUGUUAUGUUUCAUAUUAUUUGAUAUUUAUUUUCAUAUUUAGGAUAAGAAUCAUUUUUAAUUAUAAUACUUUUAAUACUUUCAUAUAUUUUACAACAGUAUACUAUUUAAUCUUAAUGACUUAAUUCUAUUUUUGCUUUGCUGUUUUGUCAUUUAAUAUGCUUUUGUCUAAUUUUUCAUUCAUUUGUUACUGUUACUCCUUAUUUAAUUUUGCGUCUGCCAUGGUUUUCAGAAUCUGAAUAGUAUUUAUACUUCUUUUUUUUAUAACAUUUUCCAAAUAUUAGAAAUACCAUCAACAUGAUCAAUAUUCUUGCCUUUUCAUAUAAUUUGACCAUAUUAAAUUUUUUCUUCAAUGUUUGAGACAACAUUGAAAUAUUCCUAUAACAUAACUUAUUUGGUAUCAAAUUUUAUAAAAUAUGGAUCCACCUUUGGAAUUUUGAUAAAAGAAGGGUUCAUCUCUGACAUGAUCCCAUAACAUUGACUGAAAUUCCACCAAAUUAAUGUUCUUUGAAUGCUUUAAUCCUUAAACCUUUUCUUCUUAUAUGCAACCAAUAUAUUCAAUUAUAUAUGUGAUUAAUUUUUAAAAGGACAAUUGUUUUCAUAAAAUGCAAAACUAUUUUUUACACCAAAGGAAAAUUUAGAUCCUGAUUCUAAAUAAAAUUUUAUAGUAAAAAUUGGAAAAUAGAUGGGAGGGGGAGUCAUUCAUUGUUCAAAAGGUACAGAACAAAUCAUAGGGGUUUUUAAUCUCUAAAAUUUCUACAGUAGUACAGGAAAUAUUCCUCUUUACAUUCAUUUGCAGUUCUUUCACUGACCUCCUAAUUUUAGGUGGAGGGGGCAGGGGAGCCAUAAAAGUUGAUAUUCCCCUAAUAAAUCUAUCUCUUUCCUCUCCUGUUUCAACCCCAAAUGUAUUUCAUGCUCAGCAGCAGAAGAAGAAAUAAUAGGAUAUAGAUCACAAAGGUUUUUCUGGUGAGUCAAAUAGGGUGUUUUCUUUUGAAACCGUAAUGAAUAUGUUUGCCAUCAAAUGGUUUCAUGAGAACAGUAGAACCUUAUGAAUGUAUACUAGCAUACAAGGAUCUCAAGUACAUUAAUUAUUCUCAGUUUUAGGAAUGUAAAUAGAUUAAGUCCCACAAUGAAAUUUCAAAAGUUUUUGUUCUGUAAGUAAAAAAUUACUAACCACUGAUGUUCGAGAUUUUCUUUUAAUAGCACUAUCCUUGAGAACCAAAAAGUUUAUGUUUUGAUUUUCAAAUGUUAAACAAGAUGCUAAACAAAUCCUGGACUGUUAAUAAAAAUUAAUGAUGUAUUAUUGGAUAAGGAAUUUUGAUAA
Macaca mulatta (Rhesus monkey) is the source of this 3149-nucleotide messenger RNA. It is a transcript of the gene BOLL, whose product is annotated as boule homolog, RNA binding protein. Gene Ontology annotation, biological process: positive regulation of translational initiation; 3'-UTR-mediated mRNA stabilization. Lineage: Eukaryota; Metazoa; Chordata; Mammalia; Primates; Cercopithecidae. The record is from RefSeq and is marked inferred. Gene Ontology annotation, molecular function: protein binding; translation activator activity; mRNA 3'-UTR binding. Gene Ontology annotation, cellular component: cytoplasm.